This is a messenger RNA of Papilio xuthus (Asian swallowtail), 2800 nucleotides long. RefSeq names its product STKc_STK36 domain-containing protein fused (gene fu). Gene Ontology annotation, biological process: smoothened signaling pathway; protein phosphorylation. The record is from RefSeq and is a predicted model, not a curated record. Bases 127 to 2655 code for a protein of 842 amino acids. The transcript is spliced from 11 exons. Gene Ontology annotation, molecular function: ATP binding; protein kinase activity. Lineage: Eukaryota; Metazoa; Arthropoda; Insecta; Lepidoptera; Papilionidae. Gene Ontology annotation, cellular component: cytoplasm.
AACAUUAAGUGUAUAUGUCAUUACAAUUGUGUGAUAGUAUAAUUAAUCUGGUGUUAUGGUAUUGACUAUGAAAAUACUUUAAUAACUUGCAUCACCUCCUACGUACUGUACAUUCAAUUUUUAAACAUGGAUAGUUACAUCGUUAUAUCUUUUAUUGGAGAAGGGUCUUUUGGUCGUGUAUUUAAGGCAAAACACAAAGAGUCUGAUGCUAUAGUGGCUCUAAAAGUUAUAAGAAAGAAAGGGAGGUCGCCGAAAGAUUUAAAAAAUUUGAGACAAGAAUGUGAUAUUCAGCGGCAACUCAAUCAUCCCAAUAUAAUAAGAAUGAUUGACAGUUUUGAUACAGAAUCCGAGUUAGUUGUUGUAACAGAAUAUGCUGAGAAAGAGUUACACAGCAUACUUGCUAAGGAAGGUUGCUUAAAUGAAGAACAGGUUAAGAAAAUAACCUGGGAUUUAGUGUCAGCACUAUAUUACUUACAUUCCCAUAGAGUUUUACAUAGAGAUCUGAAGCCUCAAAAUGUACUACUGGAUAGUUCUGGCCGAGCAAAGCUGUGUGAUUUUGGUCUAGCUCGCAUUAUGACUAAUGCUACACAUAUUCUGACUUCAAUCAAAGGAACUCCACUUUAUAUGGCGCCAGAGUUAAUUGACGAAAAACCGUAUGACCAUCAGGCUGAUCUAUGGUCAUUAGGCUGUAUCGUGUAUGAACUCAUGGCUGGCCAGCCGCCAUUUUGUACAAUGUCUAUAUGGCAAUUGGUGCGUAUGAUACGACACAAGCCUGUACAAUGGCCUAGUUUCAUCAGCAUGGAAGCGCGUUCAUUUUUACAGGGUUUAUUGCACAAAGAUCCCGGUAAAAGAAUGAGUUGGCCUGAAAUUUUAGAACAUCCUUUUGUAUUGGGACACAUUCUUAUACUGCCUGAGGAUGUACAGAGUGAAUCACCAUUCACUAAACCACUAACUCAUAGCCAACAGGAGGCGAAACAAAUGCAAAGGGAUAAAAUAAGCAGUAAUACUAAAAAUGCAAAAUCUGAACCUGAGUCCGCCAAAACUGGAAGAGAACAUGACUUACGGAAUGCCAGAGGUGUUAUGCAAGCUAUGGAGUGUGUACCAAUGUCUGAUGAUGAUAGCGUCAGGGCAACAAGUGCAUUCAGUGUUCGUGAUAGUCUUAAAACUGAUGACGAAGACCAAUCGCAACCUAUUACUGCUGUGAAUGCUAAAUUAUUACGUCACGAAUUCAAUGUGAUGAAUAACUCAAAUCUUGUUGUAUGCCAUCUUGAAAGGAACAUGGCACAAUUAAUGGCCGCUAAUCCAAAACAUGAAAAUAAAAUGCAUAAAAUUGAAGAAGAAAAACAUGAUGUUAAUAAAGCAAUUGAUGAAAUUGAAACUUUUAGUGAUGUACAAGAUAUUGUUGAAGUUAAGCAGAAAGUAAAAUCUGUGGAUACAGCAUCCCAUAGCCUUGAGAAUCCUAAAAGUUCAACAAAAUGUAGUAGCGAUGUUAGUUCUGGCUUAAGUAAAAGUGUUCCGCCGUCUUAUAAACAGAAAAUACUGCAAUUUUCAAGGGACAAACUUAGAUUUGGUAGUGGAGGUAAUAGAUUAACACGAAGUAUAAAAAGGUCAUUCCACUUUAGUAGAAGUUUGGAUAAAAAUAAACCGGAAGGACGUCGUACCAGUGAACCGAAUUUAGAAGUUUCAAGUAUCGUAGAUAAAGACAAAGUGGUCAGUUCUAAAGAAGACAAAGAUGAAGAUAUUGAGAAAAUUGAGGUUAUAGAGGAAACUGAAGAUGUUAUUGAAGCUGAUAAUGAUUCCGUUCUUAAAACUGACAAAAAUGUUGAAGUGAAAGAGCCGACAACAAUGGAAUUAGAAGAAUGGGAAGCAUUUCUCAAUUCCAACAUAACUGAGGUCAUGGACGGAGAUGUUGAAUCACUUACACAACUGAACAUGGUGAGCAUGGUGGUGGGUGUGGUGGGGGUGGCGGCGCGAGGUGGGCGUGGAGCGCGCGUGUGCGGCGCGGUGGCGGCGCUGCUGGCGUUGCCCGCGCUCUCACACGCGCUACCUCGACACACGCUGCUCAAUAUACAGGAUGUAUAUUUAGAAGCGAAAGUGGUAUAUAAUUUCGUGGCCGCCAUAAACUCACUGAUGAAAGACUGGAAUGAUAGCGAUAAUGAAGCUGAAGACAGAGUUUGCGGUGCGGGGCGCAUGUUGGAGGUGUGCGUGUGGCUGUGCGUGCGGUCGUGCCGCGCGGUGCGUCAGCUCGCCACCGCGCUCGCCGCACACAGCGCGCACACUGUAUUCACCAAACUACUCACGCUUUCAUCAAGAUCCCCGCGCAUCGUUCAAAACACAGUCGGUCUACUAAUCACGAUUCUCCAGGAUCUCCCAGAGCACGCUGAUGUCGUAGAGAAGAUAUUAUUCGAUGAUUCUUUUAACUUCUUGAACCUUCUAGAACAACCUAGCGAUGCUCUACGCAUGAGAGUUUGUAUACUUAUCAGUUUAUUAUGUACUUUCUCUUGUACAGCUUUCUCAGCGGCCAUGGAAUCUAAAUGGAGUAAGAAAGAAAGCGAUUGCUUAGAAGCUUUGCAUACACAUUGCAAUAUGACACUCAACAGAGCGGCAAGAUUGGCGACUAAAGAGUUGAAUAAUAUGCCAUUUUAUGUUAGCUGAUCUAGACAAUACUUUCGUAUCUCUAAUAUAAGAUAACAUAUUAUAAGACCGAAAACGAGGAAGCGGCCAUAUGAAUUCGCCGAAGUGACCGUUGCCCAUUGACAUCUACAAGUGCGUUGUCUUUUUAUAUUAAUACUAGCUGUCG